Molecule: messenger RNA, 488 nt
Organism: Sitodiplosis mosellana (orange wheat blossom midge)
Lineage: Eukaryota; Metazoa; Arthropoda; Insecta; Diptera; Cecidomyiidae
Exons: 3
Source: RefSeq, a predicted model, not a curated record
UGAAUUUAAUCGAUUCAUUUCGUUGGUUUUUGUGAUCGACACAUCCCAAAUGAUGGAGUUCUUUUUACACUACAUCACCGCGGACAUAAAAUACAAUUUCUGGUGUAAAGAAGAUGGUCAUCAAUUUCGUGAGGAUUGGGUGAAGUGUCGGAUAAACGUGAAAUAUUUCGACUCGCCAAACAUUCAAAUCAGUUGCUAUCCAGUGAACCAUUAUGAAACGAUUCCGCUAAAUGUUGACAUCAACUUCGCCGACUUUCGUUUCGAAAAAGCCGUCGAAAUGUAUGGAACCAAAACAAAUGCGUUCGUUCUGCUUUGGACGCAGCAUGAUCAAUCGAACGAGUUUUAUAUUGCCAUCGAAGACGAGACGCAGUUCAAAAAUUACGAGAGUUACUUGAAUAACCUGAUGAAAAUAUGCCGAAUCGCUGAAAAUGAACGUCUAGACGCUCAAACUGUCGAGCCGUCAUCAAUUUCGUACCAAAAUGUGGGUG